Molecule: messenger RNA, 564 nt
Organism: Kalmanozyma brasiliensis GHG001
Lineage: Eukaryota; Fungi; Basidiomycota; Ustilaginomycetes; Ustilaginales
Product: Zinc finger, CHY-type
Exons: 4
Coding region: 1-564 (187 amino acids)
Biological process (GO): protein import into mitochondrial intermembrane space
Cellular component (GO): mitochondrial intermembrane space
Molecular function (GO): zinc ion binding
Source: RefSeq, a predicted model, not a curated record
AUGUGCAAACACAUCCUCAACGCACAGGUGUCGAUCCGAGCGCCGUGCUGUCAGAAGUUCUUCGACUGUCCACAAUGUCAUGCAGAGUCACAAGACCACGAGUUGCGGAAAACCAUCGAGAUGGCCUUCAUCUGCAAAAAGUGUCGCAAGGCCUUCCGUAAAGAUCUCACGCAAUACGAAGAGUCGGACGAGUUCUGUCCGCAUUGCGAUAAUCACUACGUGAUCGACGCGAAAACGCCGCAAGCGGUGCUGUCGGUGGAAGGCGAAGAUGCGCGGGUGGACAACCGCAUGCUGCGCGACGACCGGGUGAAGUACGAUCCACGCAAGGACUUUUACUUUCGUCGCGUGGCGGCGCAGGAGACGGAGCGCAUCGACGAGGGCGGCUGGCUGCAGGCGAUCAAGGAUCGAGCCGCUGGCAAGCUCGGCCCCGACGGUCUACCAUUGGACGCAGCGGGACCAGUGGGGGAAGACGGCAAACCCCUGCUCGACGCUUCCGCACUCAACGGCGGUCCAGCGGGGAAACAGUGGAGCAAGUUCAACGACGAUGAUCUCGACUGGUCGUAA